GCAUCAUAUGUCAUUGGGUUUUGAUUCAUGGUUCCUGUUGACGGUGAUAUGGCUCAAACUCGACAAUUACGAUCUGGUCCCAGUUCUUGAACAAGUGGUCAAGUUCAUCCGGUUGCACACCAUGCACCAAGGCUUCUGCUCUUGGGGCAAUUUUCAUGCCAAUGAUCCGCAAUGGAGGCAAUCUACUUUUGAGGUGCUUUGGGUCCACUUUCACCAGAAGCCGUGGCCUACACAGGAAGUCCUGGCGUCCAGAGCUUGUUUGGAGUGCGUUUGCCCUCUUCAUCAUCCAUGGCAAGCUCAUGCAGGAGCCAGCGCCUUGUCUUGCUUGAUGCUGUCGUCGACCUGAGAGGGGUGCUGAGCUGUGCAAGGGCAAGUGAACAUGGUGUUUUUCCCUGCGUUGC
Molecule: messenger RNA, 401 nt
Organism: Durusdinium trenchii
Lineage: Eukaryota; Dinophyceae; Suessiales; Symbiodiniaceae
Source: the annotation of a GenBank genome assembly